AUGGGAGUCAAUUUCAGCAGGAACUCUGAUUUCACCUUGAGAGCUUAUAGUGACAACAACUAUGCAGGAUGUCUUGUCACUAGAAGAUCAACUGGAAGUUACAGUACUUACCUAGGCAGUAAUCUUAUCUCGUGGUCUUGCAAGAAACAAGUUACAGUUGCAAAGAGCUCCACCGAAGCUGAAUAUAGGGCUAUGUUGGAGGAUGGAUCAGAAGUAACUUGGAUUGGUGCGCCAAUCCUGCAUUCCAUGCUCGCUCCAAACAUUUUGAAAAUCACUUUCACUAUGUUAGGGAACGUGUUUCUCUUGGUCUGCUUGAGGUUCAAAUCUCUUCCCACAACAGCAGAAUGGGAACUAGGGACACAAAUAUGUGCGUUGCUGCAGCCUUUUGAUACGAUAACCAACCUGAUUUCAGAUUCAACUUUCCCAACCUCAAACUUGUACUUUAUGCAAGUGUACAAGAUUGAGUAUUGGCUGAAAGCACAUGAGAACAGUGAGGUGGAUGUUAUUGUGGAGAUGGUUAAAGCUAUGAAAGAGAAAUUUGAUAAGUAUUGGCAUGAGUAUAGCGAGAUUCUUGCAAUGGCGGCUGUUUGUGAUCCUAGGUUUAAGUUAUCGCUGCUAGAGUAUUGUUUCACAAAUCUGGAUGAGAGUACUAGUCAACGGAAAGUGGAGAAAGUGCACGAAAAAAUGAAACUGCUUUUCAAAGCUUAUUCUAAGCCAGCAGACCAAAGCUCUCCACCAGCCAGAGAAAAUGUACACAAAUCAGUGGCUGCUGUUCUCGGAAAAGGUGUCAUCAAUCAUGAUGAGUUCCGCAACUUUCACAAGAAAAAUGUAAGUGCUAGUGGAAAAUCUGCUUUGGAUUCAUACUUAGAAGAAUCACUAGUAGACAUGAAUAUGUUUCCAGAGUUGGAUGUCUUGGAUUUUUGGAAAAAAAAUUCUGAUCGCUUUGGAGAGUUAUCUAAGAUGGCUUGUGAUCUUUUAAGCAUACCUAUCACAACAGUAGCAUCUGAAUCAUCCUUUAGCAUUGGAUCACGUGUUUUGAAUAAGUACAGAAGUUGUCUCCUCCCAAAAAAUGUUCAAGCCUUGAUAUGUGCUCGUAAUUGGCUUAGAGGUUUCAAAGCAUAUGAUGACAAUGAACUAGAAGCUAAUGAGUCGGAUGAGCACUUGCCAAGUGAGUCGUUUGCUUCAACUACGUAA
Microthlaspi erraticum is the source of this 1194-nucleotide messenger RNA. Lineage: Eukaryota; Viridiplantae; Streptophyta; Magnoliopsida; Brassicales; Brassicaceae. The record is from the annotation of a GenBank genome assembly.